Molecule: messenger RNA, 339 nt
Organism: Glarea lozoyensis ATCC 20868
Lineage: Eukaryota; Fungi; Ascomycota; Leotiomycetes; Helotiales; Helotiaceae
Exons: 3
Coding region: 1-339 (112 amino acids)
Source: RefSeq, a predicted model, not a curated record
AUGUCACAAACGAGCCGGAAACGUGUGAAAUCUGCCACUCAAGAUGCAAAUGUCGUCUUUAGCAACGCACAGAUCACACUCGCCGCAUACGACAUCGUGGUUCCCUGGGAUACUUGCCGUAGCUGCACCUAUAAAAAUAUUAGCUAUGCCACAUCCUCUCGAAACUACGACUAUCGAGAUUGGAAUAACAGACAGGCAACACCUUUGUUGGGAGUAACAUUACACGUAACAUCGGAGCCCGUUCCGCCUUAUAACCGCGAAGCAGAAUCUGGUGUCAUGCUCGGUGAUUGGCCCGAGCGACUUAAAAGUAGAAGAGCUGGAGCAAAAUGUCGUGCAUAG